UUGGGCGGGCCGGGCCACGCGAAGCCCCGCCCUCCUCGCCCAGUCCGGACUCAGCGGGGACUUGGAGAGGCAGACGCCGCCGCAGCAGCAGAAGCAGAAGCGCUGCUUUUGUCCGGAGGCCGCGAGCCAGUGGCGAAGGAAGGAAGGCAGGAAAGAGAGCAACGAGGCGGCGCCUCCCUCUUUCCCUCCUUCCUCCGUGUCCCGCCCUCCCCACGGCUCCACUGCUGCCACAAGGCUCCGGGCCGGACCCAGCUCGCCCUCCCUCCUUCCUUCCCUCACGGUCGCCAGCCUUCGGGCCUCCAGGACUUAAAAACUUGAGUUGGCACGCAAACGUAUUUUAUCAAGAAAUCCUAAUGUUCCUGAAAAGUACAACAGACACAAGCUCUGAAAGUUAACAGAAGACAAGAUGGAUGCUACGGUAAUAUUACCUAUUCUGAAGAAAAAGUUGGCCUUCCUUUCAGGUGGGAAAGAUCGAAGAAGUGGCCUCAUUCUGACAAUUCCAUUAUGCCUUGAACAAACAAAUAUGGAUGAGCUGAGUGUCACCUUGGACUACCUGCUCAGCAUUCCAAGUGAAAAAUGUAAAGCCAGAGGAUUUACUGUUAUAGUUGAUGGUAGAAAAUCUCAAUGGAAUGUUGUCAAAACUGUUGUAUUAAUGCUACAGAAUGUUGUUCCAGCAGAGGUAUCACUUGUCUGUGUAGUAAAACCAGAUGAAUUCUGGGACAAGAAAGUUACACAUUUUUGCUUUUGGAAAGAGAAAGAUAGGCUUGGCUUUGAGGUUAUUUUAGUAUCCGCCAACAAACUUACUCGAUAUAUAGAACCAUGCCAGCUGACGGAAGAUUUUGGAGGAAGCCUUACCUACGAUCAUAUGGAUUGGCUAAACAAGAGGCUGACAUUUGAAAAAUUUACAAAAGAAUCUACGUCAUUACUGGAUGAACUUACCUUAAUCAACAGUGGAAGUGAUAAAGGAAACCAACAGGAAAAAGAGAGGUCUAUAGACUUAAAUUUUCUUCCAUCUGUUGAUCCUGAAACUGUUCUGCAGACAGGCCAUGAAUUAUUAUCCGAAUUACAACAACGCCGGUUUAAUGGUUCAGAUGGCGGGGUCUCCUGGUCCCCCAUGGACGAUGAACUGCUGGCUCAACCCCAGGUUAUGAAGUUGCUAGACUCACUCCGGGAACAAUAUACACGGUACCAAGAAGUAUGCCGACAACGGAGCAAGCGCACUCAGCUUGAGGAAAUUCAACAGAAGGUAAUGCAGGUAGUAAACUGGCUUGAAGGACCUGGUUCAGAACAGCUUCGGACCCAGUGGGGAAUAGGGGAUUCAAUUAGAGCCUCGCAAGCGUUGCAGCAGAAGCAUGAAGAGAUUGAGAGCCAGCACAGUGAGUGGUUUGCUGUAUAUGUGGAACUUAAUCAACAGAUUGCAGCUUUGCUCAAUGCUGGGGAUGAAGAAGACCUCGUAGAACUGAAAGCGUUGCAACAACAACUGAGUGAUGUUUGCUACCGGCAAGCCAGUCAGCUGGAGUUUAGGCAGAAUCUUUUACAAGCGGCACUCGACUUCCAUGGUGUAGCCCAAGAUUUAUCUCAACAGCUAGAUGGCUUACUUGGAAUGCUGUGUGUUGAUGUUGCCCCUGCCGAUGGAGCAUCUAUUCAGCAAACUUUAAAAUUACUUGAAGAGAAGUUAAAAAGUGUUGACUUGGGUCUGCAAGGUUUGCGUGAAAAGGGUCAGAAUCUUCUUGAUCAAAUAUCUAAUCAGGCAUCUUGGGCUUAUGGAAAAGACGUAACCACUGAAAACAAAGAGAAUGUUGAUCACAUCCAAGGGGUGAUGGACGACAUGCAGCUCAGGAAGCAAAGAUGUGAGGACAUGGUAGAUGUGAGACGGCUAAAGAUGCUUCAGAUGGUACAGUUAUUUAAAUGUGAAGAGGAUGCGGCUCAGGCAGUAGAAUGGUUAAGUGAAUUAUUAGAUGCAUUACUGAAAACUCAUAUCCGAUUGGGAGAUGAUGCACAAGAAACCAAAAUUUUGUUGGAAAAACAUCGAAAGUUUGUUGAUGUGGCACAGAGUACUUAUGAUUACGGGAGACAGUUACUACAGGCUACUGUCGUUCUGUGUCAGUCUCUGAGAUGCACAUCUAGGUCCUCAGGAGACACACUUCCAAAGCUGAACAGAAUAUGGAAGCAGUUCACCAUAACUUCAGAAGAGAGAGUAACUCGCUUGGAGAUGGCCGUUGCAUUCCAUUCAAAUGCUGAAAAAGUUUUACAAGAAUGCCCAGAUCCAUCUGAAUCCAUAAAUGACAUGGAACAAUUUGAUGAAAUUGAAUCUGUUGGAAAAUCGCUUCUGGACAGAUUAACGGUGCCAGUAGUUUAUCCUGAUGGUACUGAGCAGUAUUUUGGGAGCCCAAGUGAUAUGGCCUCUACAGCCGAACACAUCAGAGAGAAGAUCAAGCUAGUUUGUCUGAGAAAACAGCAGCUGAGACAAACAGAAGUCUGUACAACAGAGAGUUAAUAGUUUCUGCUCAUAAGAUGCCCAUUUGUAACCCAGCAUGUCAUCCGCAUUCUACGCCUGCCAUAGUAUAUUAAAAUGCAUUUCCACAGCUGUUAUAAAAAUAUCAUUCUUCUUGGAGCAAAUCUAAUUUUACAUCAUAACCGUGUAUUUCUACCAAGCCAUAAUUAUUUAACAUGCAAUGAAAUCAUAGACUACAAAUAUUAUUAGAAGGAAAUGAUAACGUUGCACCGAACCUUUGCUUUGAAGCUUUGCCUUGGUCUGUCAGGUACUUCUUUGCCUCAGCAACGGAUGUAAGCUUUGAAUGGUGCUAAUACAUACAAAUUCGAUACAAAAUGGCAAUAUUCUCUGUUCUCCAGAUGAUGUAGUAUUUUUAGGCUGUAGGCAAGCUAUCUGUUGUAUGGACAGUGGUGGCCCUAUUUUACUCUGUAUUACCUUUUUAAUAGUCUUUUUAUUGUGCCAAUGUACAUCAGAUCUGCCCAUUAGAUCUUGGAAAUUCAUUACACUUGGGUUAUUUUGUAUGGAUAAUGUACCAACAGCUGUUUUGUGCUUAAUAAAAUCCAUCUUUUUAAAAUCUGACAACAUUUAUGUAAGCCUGUAUUUCCUGGCGUAUGGUACCAAAUGGGAAGUCUAGUUCAGCCUCUUGCCUUACAAAUUUGGGGAAAGCCUGUUCCUCUUCUGUGUGUCUCUCUGGUGAUGUGAAAGGAAUGCAUGAGAACAAUGUGGACCUUGGGAUGGAAGUGUUUCUUAAUAAUCAAGACAAACAGAUCUGGUAGAAGUCAAUAGAAAUGAACACCUUAAGAUGAAUUUCCUCCUGCCUUCCUAAAUGGCAAGGCAAACUUUGUUAGGUCUUUCCUGUCUACUUCCAUCUGAAAAUUGGCUGGGGAGGGAAGAAUGAAGGAAAGGAGUUGAAAUUUGAUAUGAAAACCUGUAGCAAAGGGGAUUCAAUGAAGCAGUUGAAAUUAUUAGAGUAAUGAUGGCUAGGAAGACUCAGGGUGUAGACUCUACGCUGUAGAAUUAAAUACAUUUGACAGCACUUUAUCUGCCAUGGGACCCUAUUAGUUGUAGUCUUUGGCGAGAGGACUAAAGGCCUUGUAAACAACCCAUGAUUCCAUGGCAUUGAACCAUGGCAGUAAAAGAAGUGUUGAACUACAUUAUUUCUAGUGUAGAUGCACCCUCAGUGCAGUGUUCCAUCACCAUGUCAUGCUCUAUCUUUUUGCUAUUCGCAAACAUUUCAGAUACAUGUUUUGUUAACAUACUCAUGAACUGAUGAACUGAAGUUAAAUAGGCAUUCUGUACGCAAUCGGCAGAACUGAAAAAUGCUACAUGUUGUAAUGAAAGAUUAUUCAGUGUAGGAUAUAAGAUUAGCAUUGUCAUUAUGUGCAAAUUGUAUUUACGUUUCCAAUAUGCAAAAACCAAAUAAAGAAGUUUUUAUAUGUA
Messenger RNA from Anolis carolinensis (green anole), 3934 nucleotides. RefSeq names its product SEC14 and spectrin domain containing 1 (gene sestd1). Gene Ontology annotation, molecular function: phosphatidylinositol-4-phosphate binding; phosphatidylinositol-5-phosphate binding; phosphatidylinositol-3,5-bisphosphate binding. NCBI's taxonomy places the organism in Eukaryota, Metazoa, Chordata, Lepidosauria, Squamata, Anolidae. The transcript is spliced from 19 exons. The record is from RefSeq and is a predicted model, not a curated record. The coding region runs from base 407 to 2497 and encodes 696 amino acids.